CAUAAUGAAGGUGCCUCUGAUAAGAUGCUGGGUUAUGACCACCAUAUAACUGGCCAGCUUAUAGAAUUUCUUAAGCCGUUUAAAGAAGCCACAGUUGAUCUAGAGAGUGACAAAGGUCCAACCCUACAUUUAGUUCUACCGUGGUUUUACGCCUUAAAAACUCACUGUACCGUACGGGAUAACGAUGAAGAGGUUUGUAAUUUUAUUCCAUCUGAAUAUUAUAGAACCACUUGUGAAAUAUGUAUGUUGAGAAAAUGUAUUUUCAGGACAUGAAACCUUUGAAACAAGCCGCUGAUGCCUUCCUAGAACAGAAAAUGUGCGUUAGUAUGUUGCAUAAAAUUGCAACGUUUAUGGUGGCUAACUACCGCACAUUAAGAAAGUUAACCGAGGAUGAAAAAAUUGAAGUUUACCAAGCAGCACGACAGAUGUGUGCUGAAGUUUCAGUACAAGUGCCCAAUCACAGCAACCAAGAAACAAAUCCAGGGCCGUACAAAAUGGCGAAAUUUGAGGACUGGGCAGAAGAGCCUCCUCUCCUACAUGAUGAAGUCAGCAGAUACUUGCAAGAACACUGUGUGAACGAGGGAGAUAUUCUGCAGUGGUGGAAAAAUAACUCCCAACGACUUCCUCGACUUGCGUGUGUGGCAAGAAAAAUAUUAAAUAUACCAGCCACUAGUGCGUCUAGUGAGAGAAUUUUUAGUUGCGCUGGAAACCUAAUUAGCGAAAAACGAUCACGUCUUAAUGCAGACAGACUUAACGAUCUCGUCAUAAUUAAUUCAAACACUAAUCAGCAGACACAUUGAAAAUACAGUAGAACAUUAAAUGGGAAACUAUGAGU
Messenger RNA from Schistocerca serialis cubense, 835 nucleotides. RefSeq lists its product as uncharacterized. Lineage: Eukaryota; Metazoa; Arthropoda; Insecta; Orthoptera; Acrididae. Gene Ontology annotation, molecular function: protein dimerization activity. The transcript has 2 exons. The record is from RefSeq and is a predicted model, not a curated record. The coding region runs from base 240 to 800 and encodes 186 amino acids.